CGAACCACCGCGAGGUUCAGACGAUCAGUUCGUGGUGGUGGAAUUGUGGCUCAAAGGUGAAAGGUUCCAAACAUUGUUCCCGAACUGUUUCACCGUGACCCGCGACCGAGCAAGAUGAACUGGCCGAAAGUGUGGGGCUUCGUGCAGCGCAACCUGCUCACGCUACUUACCAUCCUCGGGGUAGCGAUCGGCAUCGCGCUCGGCCUGGGGCUGCGGAACGUGCCGGCGGAGGGUGAAACGUGGUCACCCCGGAAUGUGAUGUACAUCAACUACGUCGGCGAUCUGUUUCUGCGCAUGCUGAAAGCGUUGAUCCUGCCGCUGAUCGUAUCGUCGCUGAUCGCCGCCGUCGGAUCGCUGGAUCUGUCGCUGUCGAAGAAGAUCGGUGGCCUGGCCGUUCUGUACUACAUGGCCACCACCGUGCUGGCGGUCAUAUUGGGCAUCGUGCUCGUGAUUACGAUCAAACCCGGGAGUGACCGGGAAGCGGAAGAAACCACGGAAAGCUCGCUGGAGCGUAACGUCACGACGGUCGACACGCUGCUCGAUCUGGUGCGUAAUAUGUUCCCACCGAACCUGGUGCAAUCGUGCCUGCAGCAGUACCAGACCGUGCUAACUCCUCCGCCCGGCCGGCCGGACGAACCCGACAUCUACGAGUGGGUGGUGGGCGGCAGUUACAGCGAGGGCAUGAACAUUCUCGGGCUGGUGGUGGCGUCGAUCGUGUUCGGGGUGGCACUCGGGGCCACGAAGCAGGAGAACGCGUUGGUGCUAAGCUUUUUCCUCCAGCUGUCCCACAUCGUGAUGAAGGUCACCGGCUGGGUGAUUUGGCUCUCGCCGGUUGGAGUUACCUUUCUGAUUGCGUCUAAGAUUUUGGAAAUCGAAGACCUUGGCGAAAUGUUUGGCAAGCUGGGCAUCUACUUUGCGGUCGUCGCCGGUGGCAUUCUGUUCCACGGGUUCGUGGUGCUCUCGCUACUCUUUUUGCUGUUCACGCGCCAAAACCCGCUCCGGUUCAUUGCGAACAUGGGCCAGGCGUUGGCCACGGCCUUCGGCACCUCGUCCAGCUCGGCCACGCUGCCCGUCACGAUGCAGUGCCUGGAGGAGAAGAACCACAUCGAUCAGCGCGUGUCACGGUUCGUGCUACCGAUCGGGGCCACGAUCAACAUGGACGGGACGGCGCUGUACGAGGCGGUGGCUGCCAUUUUCAUCGCCCAACUGCGAGGCCUAUCGCUGUCCUUCGGUAACGUGCUCGCGAUCAGUAUUACGGCCACAGCCGCCAGUAUAGGAGCCGCCGGUAUUCCGCAGGCCGGUCUGGUGACGCUCGUGAUGGUGCUAGACACGGUCGGGUUGCCGGCCGAAGACGUGUCACUCAUUAUUGCCGUCGAUUGGUUGCUCGAUCGCUUCCGGACGUUGGUGAACGUGCUGGGCGAUAGCUUCGGAGCCGCUAUCGUGUACCACUUCAGCAAAGCGGACCUCGACGGCCUAAAGCCGCAGGACCUCAACGAGUCGCAGCACACGGAGCUCGAUCUGGAGCUGGCGAAUCGCGACGAUGGGACGCCGAUCGAUAAGAACAGCCGACUGUAGACGGUUUCGGGGAGGGCUAAUUUCAUUGAGCCAAUUGCCGGAAAUUGAGACUCGGCCGUUAUCUUUCGCCCGCCGUAAAUUUAUUACCGACGACUGAAGCGCCUGAGCGCGUCACGCGAAUCGUUUGUUCGUUUUUACUCAGUUCUACUUUGUUUUAUAUACAUGCACAAUAGCUACGAUAAGAUGAAACUAGGUUGUAGUAAAGUGAAAUGUUUGUCAUCUGAUACGGGCUCCGUUCGGGGUGCUAUCGGGGGGCCUUCCGGGCAACCCGGCGAGUGUGUUGCCAUUAGAUGUAACGUUAACGUAAUUAUACGAGCUUUUCUUUUUUGAAGAGGAAAAUAAAUAUUUUCUUACACUUUCCCGA
Messenger RNA from Anopheles bellator, 1939 nucleotides. RefSeq names its product excitatory amino acid transporter 3-like. Gene Ontology annotation, biological process: L-glutamate transmembrane transport. The record is from RefSeq and is a predicted model, not a curated record. Gene Ontology annotation, cellular component: plasma membrane. Bases 115 to 1575 code for a protein of 486 amino acids. The transcript has 5 exons. Gene Ontology annotation, molecular function: L-glutamate transmembrane transporter activity; glutamate:sodium symporter activity; neutral L-amino acid transmembrane transporter activity. NCBI's taxonomy places the organism in Eukaryota, Metazoa, Arthropoda, Insecta, Diptera, Culicidae.